AUGGAUAUCCCCCUGCUACGGCUACACGACGGCAAUCAAAUCCCGAUGCUUGCUUAUGGCACUGGUACCGCUUGGUUUAAGGAGGUGGGCGACACCUCGUUCAACCAGGGCCUUGUAGACCUGACCAAAGCAGCCAUUGAGAAAGGCUUCUACCAUUUGGACUGUGCGGAGAUGUACGGAACCGAGGAGGAAGUUGGCGUCGCUAUCAAGGAGUCGGGAGUCCCCCGUGAAAAGCUGUUCAUAACCAAUAAAGUCGCCCAGGGCAUUGACGAUAUUGAGGCGGCAAUCGACCAGAUCCUCCAGAAGAUCCAGACCGAUUAUUUUGACCUAUACCUGAUUCACAUUCCCUUCUUCGCCAAAUCCGACGAGGACUUCCAGCGCGCGUGGAAGACCAUGGAGAAAAUCCGAGAGUCGGGCAAGGCGCGAUCGAUCGGAGUGAGCAACUACCUGCGCCCGCAUAUCGAGGCGACGCUCAAGGGAGCAACCAGCCGUCCCGUGAUCAACCAAAUCGAGUAUCACGCCUACCUUCAGCGCGGAAACAGUUACGUUGCCUGGCUACAGGAGCAGGGCAUUCAGGUCGGCUCGUUCAAAGGGCUGACCCCAGCUUUCCGUGCUCCUCCUGAUGGGCCGCUGCGGGAGCCGCUGGCUCGUAUCGCCAAAGCGCAUGGUGUAACGGAAGCUGCUGUGCUCAUCGCCUGGAUCAUACGGAACAACGUCGUUGCUGUCACCACCACUACAAAGCUAGACAGGUUGGAUGAGUACGCUCAGACGUUGAAAAUAACGCUGACGGAGGACGAGGUGAGAGAUAUUACGAAUGUGGGCGCUACAUACCACUUCCGCAUGGCAUGGGGAGAGCAUUUCUCUAAAGAUGACCGUUCGUAG
Molecule: messenger RNA, 882 nt
Organism: Dichotomopilus funicola
Lineage: Eukaryota; Fungi; Ascomycota; Sordariomycetes; Sordariales; Chaetomiaceae
Product: NAD/NADP-dependent indole-3-acetaldehyde reductase
Exons: 3
Coding region: 1-882 (293 amino acids)
Molecular function (GO): oxidoreductase activity, acting on NAD(P)H as acceptor
Source: RefSeq, a predicted model, not a curated record